CUUCUUUUUGAAGCGUGAUUUGCAGACGCAAAUGUUACGAAGAACUACAAAGAGUGAAGCUGUUCCUUCUUGUAUUUUCCUGCUGCUAUGAGCGUGAUCUCAGUCACGUUUUCACUAUACGGUCUUUUCAAGCUCCGCCUUUUUACAACGAUCAUUAAAGGAAGCGCAGGAAGACGCACUCAAACGCACCUCAUGAAAAAGAGAUUUUCAUGUAAUCAGGCUAAAGUUGCUUAUCUAGUGUAAAGCGUUAGAGUUUCUGAGUCAGUUUCUGCACGGUCUUCUCGAUAGCUACGAUUAGCAUUAUUGAUCUGUUUAUAUUAAUCCCCGUUUACGGUGCUGCUGGGUCUCCUCUCCCAAACAUUCCGGUUCAGCGGGUGUCCGGGAGAAGCGGAGAGAAUUGUAGGAAUUCGCAGCUCCGGGCGGCGCCGGGUUGAAAAAUAAACGCUCCACCGAUACGCUCCCUUGGUGAAUGAGGGCGGAGUCAGUCUACAGAGGGGUGUAACCGCUGAGAGGGGCUUCCACUCCACUGAAGGAGAAAGGCUUGGUUCGAACCCGCUGCCAACAAGGAAGCGAACAGCUGGGACAACACCGAGGAGCGACUGCAUCAUUUUUUUUUUUUAUCCACCCAAACUAACGGGAUUCUUUUCAUUUUUAUUGGCGGGUUUCUCUAUUGUAAGGUGAGCAGGUCAACAUGUCUUCCAUGGACUUGGAGAAGCUGAAGAUGACGGGAGCAGGUCGGGCUAUAGCGGUGCUGACCAGCGGUGGAGAUGCACAAGGUAUGAACGCCGCUGUCCGAGCCGUGACCAGAAUGGGCAUCUAUGUCGGGGCCAAGGUCUAUCUCAUCAAUGAGGGAUAUCAAGGCUUGGUGGAUGGAGGAGAGAACAUAAAGCUGGCACACUGGCACAGUGUGACCAACAUUAUCCAGCUGGGUGGCACGGUGAUCGGGAGCGCUCGCUGCAAGGCCUUCCAGACGCGCGAGGGCCGCAUCGCCGCCGCCUUCAACCUGGUGAAGAAAGGCAUCACCAACCUGUGUGUGUGCGGUGGAGACGGCAGCCUCACCGGAGCCAACGUCUUCCGCAGUGAGUGGAGCGGCCUGCUGGAUGAGCUCGUACAGAAAGGAAGGAUCACGGACAAGAUGGCGAAGCAGCACAACAAUCUGAACAUCGUCGGACUUGUGGGAUCAAUAGACAAUGAUUUCUGCGGCACUGACAUGACCAUCGGCGCUGACUCUGCGCUGCAUCGCAUCAUGGAAAUAGUCGACGCCAUCAUGACCACUGCAAACAGCCACCAGCGCACUUUUGUUCUUGAAGUCAUGGGCCGCCACUGUGGGUAUCUGGCCCUCGUGUCGGCUUUAGCAUCAGGAGCAGACUGGCUCUUCAUUCCAGAGGCUCCUCCGCUUGAGGGCUGGGAGGAUCUCAUGUGCGCUCGUCUGGAAAAAAGCCGAAACAAGGGGUCCAGACUCAACAUUAUAAUUGUUGCAGAGGGAGCCAUUGACUCAAAUGGAAAGCCUAUCUCCUCAACUUACAUAAAAGAUCUGGUGGUGAAGAGGCUGGGCUACGACACCAGAGUGACGGUGCUCGGCCACGUCCAGCGAGGAGGAACUCCGUCUGCGUUCGACAGGAUACUGAGCACCAAGCUGGGAGUGGAGGCAGUAAUUGCCCUAAUCGAGGCCUCUCCUGACACUCCAGCCUGUGUCAUCGGUCUCUCUGGCAACCAUGCAGUCCGUCUGCCUCUCAUGGAGUGUGUGGACAUGACCAAGUUGGUGCAGAAAGCCAUGAAUGAAAGGAGGUUUGAUGAAGCGGUUAAACUGCGUGGAGGGAGUUUUGAGAACAACUUGAAUAUUUACAAGCUCCUGGCCUUCCCAAAGCCUGCUGUUACUGAGAGCAAUCACUCUGUGGCUAUUCUGAACGUCGGCGCUCCAGCUGGAGGCAUGAAUGCAGCAGUCAGGUCAGCCGUGAGAGUUGCACUUGCUCAAGGACACAAGGUCUACGGUGUGCAUGACGGCUUUGAAGGACUCGCCAACGGAUUGAUAUUUGAAAUGGAGUGGAACAACGUGGCCGGAUGGACGGGACAAGGAGGAUCACUCCUGGGGACAAAGCGAACCCUUCCUGCUAAUUUCAUGGAGAAAAUUGUUGAGAACAUUGGCAGGUUUGGCAUCUCAGCUCUGCUUGUAAUUGGAGGAUUUGAGGGAUACGAAGGUGUGCAGCAGCUGUAUGAAGCCAGGGGUCACUUCGAUGAACUCUGCAUCCCCAUGUGUGUUGUCCCGGCAACCAUCAGCAACAACGUCCCAGGAACGGACUUCAGUCUGGGAGCAGACACGGCUGUUAACGCCGCCAUGGAGGGAUGUGACAAGAUUAAGCAGUCUGCCUCUGGGACGAAGAGACGAGUGUUUGUAGUGGAGACGAUGGGAGGAUUCUGUGGUUAUCUGGCCACUUCCACUGCUAUCGCGGUCGGUGCUGAUGCUGCUUAUAUAUUCGAAGAGCAUUUUAACAUCCAUGACCUCAAGACUAAUGUUGAGCAUUUGGCUGAAAAGAUGAAGAAGGACAUCCAGCGGGGUCUGGUACUAAGGAAUGAAAACUGUCACAAGAACUACACUACAGACUUUAUUUAUAGGCUGUAUUCAGAGGAAGGAAAGGGCGUUUUUGACUGUAGAGUGAAUGUGUUGGGACACCUCCAGCAGGGAGGAGCACCUUCCCCCUUCGAUAGGAACUUUGGCACCAAGUUGGGUGUGAAGGCAACCCAGUGGAUCUCCGAGAAGUUGACUGAAAACUUCCGACAAGGCCGCGUGUUCUCCAACUCCCCAGAAACAGCGUGUGUGCUUGGCCUGAACAGGAAGGUCAUCUCAUUCAUUCCUGUAACUGACCUGAAGGCCAGCACUGACUUUGAGCACCGGAUGCCCACGGUUCAGUGGUGGUUCAACCUGAGACCGAUGCUGAAGAUGCUGGCCAGGUAUCAAACCAAUUUUGUUGAAUACGUCCCUGGAGAGAUGGAACAUGUGACUCGACGCUCCAUCAGCAUUGAUGCUGGAUACUAAAAGCUCCCUGAGGCAAAACUUCUGAAUGCAGUUUUUAACCCUUAUCUCUCCAUCCGUUGUCCCAUUUUCACUCAUGAGUGAGGUGUUUUGGUGCUCUCCCUCAUAAACCUAUCUAGAGUGCCCUAGUGGAAAAUAAUUCCUAUUUGCAUAUGAAAUUUGCACUGGACUAACAUCCAUAUUUUUUUCUCCAGUUGAAUUCCUCCUGCUUUAACGUUACCUAAGAAACAAGAGCUCUCUUAUUCUCCUGUCAUACACUUAGAUUUUUGUGUUAAGCUGCUGUCAUGCCUAUUAGCUUACCUUGCAUGUGGGGUUAUUUAAUACUUUUUUAUGUAGAUUAAAGAGUGAAAAGAUGAGGCAAAUAUGUUUAUUGGAAAUGUGCCCCUGUGAUGAUUGUGUAAAAUGAACAGUGUGCUUCUCUGUCAGAACAGAACGAGUUGAUUUACGCGAAAGCUAAAUGAUCAGUUCACCAUCCCAGGCUUAAAGAUUAAUGCUACGAGUAGCCCAAGUGGUAAAAUAAUUAUUAGGUGAAUUAUUUGGAAAUUAAAGUCAGGUGCUCUGCCAUGGCAGAUGCUGAGGUGAGUGAAUUUACGCAGACAAAGCAAGCCACUGAAUUUAAGUAAGAUUAUCACAAUGUGACUGCAAUAUUUGAGUAGCAUUCAUGUAAAUAAUGUUGCAGUGGAGCAUAUUUACAGUAGAUAUGAUGUCUCUGCAUUAGCGUGACUGAAGUAUAAGAUGUUUUCUAUUAUUUAGUGUAUGCCUGUAACUGCAGAUGUCCUGAGAAUCAAGUUCCUGUUUCUAUAAAGUUCAGGCCGUACCCUCUAAAGCUCAGGCACCUUACUGUUGGAUGAAAAUGGGACUAUGUUUCUUAAAAACGUUUUUAGUACCUCUAAUCAGUGUAAUACUAACUAUUUAAGAUCAAGUAACAUAAUUUCCAGUAUUCAUUUUUUAACGGACACAUUUAAUACAGAGAAAUUUUGUACUUUCUCCAAGGUGCUUGUAAGGAUUCUUUCUACUCAAAUUGCUGCUGUAGAACAGACAACCAGAUGUGCCACCAAACCAAAGUUUUCCAGAACAUUUAUUGAAUAUCAUGCAUUACAACAAAUGAAUGUAGAUGCUGCAGUAUAAAUCUCUUGCUUUUAAAUCCACAUAUAGAAUAUGCUUACAUUCUGAGCCAUAAGAGAUAUAAGCAGGAGCCUUCAGUGAAAGAAAUAAUCCUAAAAAAUUUAGAAAUUUUAAGUUUUGUUUGUUUUAUCUGAAUAUUUUGUGUGGCUAAUGUGAUUGUAACUCAAGGGACUCUUAAGAUGUUCAAUUUCUGUUUUUUAUAUAUACAUGUUUAUGUGUCUUGUGUGGUCGUGUGACUGAAACAACAUAUCUAGUAUUAAUUCAAAAUGACAGAAUUUUAUGAACCUAUCAAACACUUUUAUACAAUGUAAAACAUGUAAACUUCACAACUACUGUACUUUAAAGAGAGGAAUCUAUAAAGAAAUAUAAACUUCUGAGGUGUUUAAGUACAGUACAGACCAAAAGUUUGGACAAAACUGUGUCCAAACUUUUGACCUGUACUGUAUAUAUUAAUGACAUAGAUAUAUAUAUCCAAGUAUGAUGCUAUAAUGUAUACAUUGUUGUGUGAUUAACCCAAAUGCGCCUUUAUAUCAACAGUUGAAUUCAAGAACUUAAAUCACUGCCAACUCAACAACAAAAGGAAAUAAACAGGAACUCCAUACACAAAA
Molecule: messenger RNA, 4764 nt
Organism: Gambusia affinis (western mosquitofish)
Lineage: Eukaryota; Metazoa; Chordata; Actinopteri; Cyprinodontiformes; Poeciliidae
Gene: pfkla
Product: phosphofructokinase, liver a
Exons: 22
Coding region: 692-3034 (780 amino acids)
Biological process (GO): fructose 1,6-bisphosphate metabolic process; canonical glycolysis; fructose 6-phosphate metabolic process
Cellular component (GO): 6-phosphofructokinase complex; membrane; cytoplasm
Molecular function (GO): fructose-6-phosphate binding; AMP binding; identical protein binding
Source: RefSeq, a predicted model, not a curated record